AUGGAGACAACUCCCGGGCUGGGGCUGCAAAGCCCCGGCGCUCUGCUAGCUCAGAACCCCGCGGUGCAGCUGAGCGAGACCGGAGCCGCGGUGGCGGCGGCACGCUGGGACCAGCGGAAACACUCUUUGCUCAUCGUAAUUGGUGAUAUUGGUACUGAGACUCAGCUGAGGGCCGUUAGGGCCCACCUUGAACAAGGAAUUCUCUCCUGGAACAUUGACUUAUCGUCCUUUGACCUGAACCAACAGUUGAGACUCUUCAUUACCCGGCACCUAGCUCACUUCUCCUCAGAGGUCAAAGGCCAAAGGACCCUCUGCCACCAGAGUGAGAUCCUUGAAACCAUCAUCCUGGUAAAUCCCAGUGCAGACAGCAUCACUUCUGAGGUUCAUCAUCUCCUUAGCAGCCCAUCUGCUCACAAACUACUGAUCUUAAGUGGCCAAAGUUUGGAGCCUGGUGGAGACCUCAUCCUACAGAGUGGCACCUACUCCUACCAAAACUUUGCCCAAGUCCUUCACAACGCAGAGAUUGCCCAAUUGCUCAGCAAUAGAGACCCUGGGACCCAGGCCUUCCUCACCGUAUCCUGCUUAGGGGAGGGUGACUGGAGCCAUCUAGGACUAUACAGUUCUCAAGAGACUCUGCAGCUCCGGCUAAACCCUGAGCCCACGCUGCCCACCAUGGAUGGUGUGGCCGAGUUCUCCGAGUAUGUCUCUGAAACUGUAGAUGUGCCAUCACCCUUUGACCUGCUAGAGCCCCCCACCUCAGGGGGUUUCCUCAAGCUUUCCAAGCCUUGCUGCUACAUAUUUCCUGGUGGCCGUGGGGACUCUGCCCUUUUCGCUGUCAAUGGUUUCAACAUCUUGGUGGAUGGUGGCUCUGAUCGUAAGUCCUGUUUCUGGAAGCUGGUACGACACCUGGACCGCAUUGACUCAGUGCUGCUCACGCACAUUGGGGCUGACAACCUGCCAGGCAUCAAUGGACUCCUGCAGCGCAAAGUGGCAGAGCUAGAGGAAGAGCAGUCCCAGGGCUCUAGCAGCUAUAGUGACUGGGUAAAGAACCUUAUCUCUCCUGAGCUUGGAGUUGUCUUCUUCAAUGUGCCUGAUAAACUGCGAUUGCCUGAUGCCUCCCGGAAAGCCAAGCGCAGCAUUGAAGAGGCUUGUCUCACUCUGCAGCACCUAAAUCGCUUGGGCAUUCAGGCCGAGCCUCUGUACCGUGUGGUCAGCAACACCAUUGAGCCACUGACGCUCUUCCACAAAAUGGGUGUGGGCCGGCUGGACAUGUACGUCCUCAACCCUGUCAAGGACAGCAAGGAGAUGCAAUUCCUCAUGCAGAAGUGGGCAGGCAACAGUAAAGCCAAGACAGGCAUUGUGCUGGCCAAUGGGAAGGAGGCUGAGAUCUCAGUGCCCUACCUGACCUCCAUCACUGCUCUGGUGGUUUGGCUACCAGCCAACCCCACUGAAAAAAUUGUGCGUGUGCUUUUUCCAGGGAAUGCUCCACAAAACAAGAUCUUAGAGGGCCUAGAAAAGCUUCGGCACCUGGACUUCCUUCGCUAUCCAGUGGCCACACAGAAGGACCUGACUUCUGGGGCUGUGCCUGCCAGCCUCAAACCCAGCAAAAUUAAACAACGAGCUGACAGCAAGGAGAGCCUCAAAGCCACUACUAAGACAGCUGUGAGCAAGCUGGCAAAACGGGAAGAGGUAGCUGAAGAAGGAGCCAAGGAGGCCCGCUCAGAGCUAGCUAAAGAGUUAGCCAAGACAGAGAAGAAGGUGAAAGAGACAUCAGAGAAGCCCCUAGAAAAGCCAGCUAAGCCUGAGAAGGUGAAGACAGAGUCGAGUGAGGUGUUGAAGGCAGAGAAGCGAAAGUUGAUCAAGGACAAAGUGGGGAAGAAGCACCUGAAAGAAAAGAUAUCAAAGCUGGAAGAAAAAAAAGACAAGGAGAAAAAAGAGAUCAAGAAGGAGAGGAAAGAGCUCAAGAAGGAUGAAGGAAGAAAAGAGGAGAAGAAGGAUGCUAAGAAGGAGGAGAAGAGGAAAGAUACCAAACCUGAGGUCAAGAAGAUCUCCAAACCAGAUCUGAAGCCCUUCACCCCUGAGGUACGUAAGACCUUGUACAAAGCCAAGGCCCCUGGAAGAGUCAAGAUUGACAAGAACCGAGCUGCCCGUGGGGAGAAGGAGCUAUCUGCUGAAUCACGGACACCCACAGUUCAGAAGGGGUCUGUCCCACUCCAUCCAGUCACUGGGCAAAGGGAGCUAGUCAUGUCUUCACCAGAGGACCUCACACAGGACUUUGAGGAGAUGAAGCAUGAGGAAAGGGGGUUGCUGACUGAACAAAGGGACACAGUACUAGAAGAGAAAACACUCUCUCCAGAUACUACAGACGAGGGACCUUCAAGAACAGCUACCCAAGUAACACCUCCUAUCUCAAGCCUGGGACAAGAAGAGCCUAUGAUGAAGGAGAAGGAGGUUAUUCCAAGCAUCCCUGGAGAACAAGGCAGCAAGGAGAGAGGUCCAGACUCUGGAGUUGAACCAGAGGAAGAGAAAGACACCUGUGAGGAAAAGAAGCAGAGAGAAGCAGAUAGGCUCCCAGAUAGAACAGAAGCAAGAGAAGAAAGUGAACCUGAGGUAAAAGAGGAUGUGAUAGAGAAGGCUGAAUUAGAAGAAAUGGAGGAAGUGCACCCUUCAGAUGAAGAGGAAGAAGAAGAGACAAAGGCUGAAAAUUUCUACCAAAAGCAUAUGCAGGAAGCCUUGAAGGUAACUCCAAAAGGCAGAGAGGCUCUUGGUGGCCGGGAACUGGGACUCCUCCAGAGUAAAUUUUCUGAGAAAGAGACCUCAUCAUUCCUAAGCAGUCUAGCUACACCUGCAGGAGCCACUGAGCAUGUCUCCUAUAUCCAAGAUGAGACAAUUCCUGGCUACUCAGAGACUGAGCAGACCAUUUCAGAUGAGGAGAUACACGAUGAACCAGAAGAGCGGCCAGCUCCACCCAGGUUUCCUACAAGUACGUAUGAUCUCCCGGGGCCUGAAGGUCCUGGUCCCUUUGAGACCAGCCAACCCGUGGACAGUGCUGUUUCUGCCACCUCCAGCAAGGGCUAUGGAGCACCAGAGACUGAAGUCACCUACCCUCCCAACAUGGUGGCUGCCCCUUUGGCUGAAGAGGAGCAUGUGUCCUCAGCCACUUCAAUCACUGAGUGUGACAAGCUUUCUUCCUUUGCUACAUCAGUGGCUGAAGACCAGUCUGUGGCUUCACUCACAGCUCCCCAAACAGAAGAGACAGGCAAGAGUUCCCUACUGCUCGACACAGUCACAAGCAUCCCCUCCUCCCGUACAGAAGCCACUCAGGGCUUGGACUAUGUGCCAUCAGCUGGUACCAUCUCACCCACCUCCUCACUGGAGGAAGACAAGGGCUUCAAAUCACCACCCUGUGAGGACUUUUCUGUGACUGGGGAGGCCGAGAGGCGAGGCGAUAGCACAGGAAGAAGCUUGCCUGGAGAGAAAGUUGUCAAAGAGGAGGAGAUUAGAAAGGUACAGUUGUCUGAGAAACUCCAUAGUCAGUAUGGAACCCCAGUAUUUGGUGCCCCUGGACAUGUUCUACAUCCUGGGGAACCAGCCCUUGGAGAUGUGGAAGAACGCUGCCUCAGCCCAGAUGACAGCACCGUUAAAAUGGCCUCUCCUCCACCAUCUGGUCCACCCAGUGCCACUCACACACCCUUUCAUCAGUCCCCAGUAGAAGAAAACUCUGAGCCCCAAGACUUUAAGGAAGCAAGCUCCUGGGAAGACAGUAGGCGCACACCAGAGAUGGGCAAGGAAGAUGCUAUAAAGGAGUCAGCUGGACCCAGGCCUGAAGAGAGCACACUUGAGAAGGAGGGACAAGUGUCUCCUAGGAGCCCCCAAACUCAAGAUGCAUCUGUCAGCAUUGUUGAGGGUCACACAGCUUAUACCAUACAACUGUUGCCAGAACAGGACAAAGCAAUAGUUUUUGAGACUGUGGAGACACAAGAGCCCACAGAGCCAAUUCUGGGGGCAGAAGCCCUUUCUAGAGACAGCAAAACAGCACUCCAAGAACCUGGAGAAUUUCAGAAAGAUGAGGUGCUCCAAUUUUCUGAUCGAGCCCUCUCCCCUGAAGAUGCAGAAUCCCUCUCUGUCCUCAGUGUGGUCUCCCCAGAUAGUGUCAAUCAAGAGCCCACUCCUAGGUCUCCUUGUGGCCUGACAGAGCAGCGCCUACAGAAAGACCUUUGGCCAGAGAUGUCUCCAGAAGGCACCCAGUCACUUUCUCUCUCUGAAGAGAGCCCUAGCAAAGAGACAUCUCUGGAUAUCUCUUCUAAGCAGCUCUCUCCAGAAAGCCUUGGCACUCUCCAGUUUGGGGAAUUAAGCCUUGGAAAGGAAGAAAAGGGGCCUCUAACACUGGCUGAGGAUACCUCUCACCACCCAACCCCUGUGUUUGUUCCACAGUCCUAUCCACCCACAGUGCCACUUCCCACAGAUACCAUCACUGAAUAUUUUGCACAGGCAGAUGUCACAGAUGAGAGCCCUGAUAGGAAACAACCUGCAAGCUCCUUCUCUCAUUCUACACUGUCAAGAGAUGGAGUGACCAUCUCACCUGACAUGGCCACAAGUCCUGGUGAACACAUUCUGAAAUCUGAUAGCUCUCUCACCAAGAGUCCCAAGUCUUUGCCAAGCCCUGCCAUGGAGGACAUUGCUAUGGAAUGGGAACGUAAAGUUCCAGAGUCAAAAGACCAAAAACCUCCAGAGCAGCACAAGGUACCUGAACCAAAGGAUGAAGUCCUACAGCAACAAGACAAAACUAAGAAAGAUAUUCUCGUAGAGAAAGAUACAGCCAGAAAUCAGAAAGGUGAGGCUCUGGAAGAAAAGAGCAAUGCUGUAGAACAGCAGGACAAGACAUUAGACCAAAAAGACAGAGAUUUACCACAAAAAGACACAGUCCUAGAACAAAAAGACAAGGCUCUAGAACCAAAAGAUAUAGACUUAAAACAAAAAGACAAGACCCUGGAGCAGAAAGACAAGACUUUAGAACAAGGAGACAAGACCUUGAAACAAAAAGACAUAGACUUAGAACGAAAAGACAAGACCAAGGAACAAGAAGAUACAGACUUAGAACAAAAAGAUAAGGCCCUGGGAAAGAAGGAUAAGACCUUGGAACAAAAAGACAUAGAACAAAAAGAUAAGGCCCUAGGACAGAAGGAUAAGACUUUGGAACAAAAAGAUAUAGACUUAGAACAGAAGGACCAGAUCCUGGAAGAAAAAAGCAAAGUCUUAGAGCAAAAACUCCAAGACUCUGAACAUAAAGAUAAAGCUCUAGAAGACAAGGACCAUGCCUUAGAAGGAAAAUACUGGGCCUUAGAACAGAAGGAUAAAAUCCUAGAACAAAGCAGUGAAGCUGCUGAACAGACAGGUAAAGCUCUGGAAGAAAAGGACAAAACUCAGAGACAAGUGAGCCUAGUUCAGGAAGAUAAAACCAUUAAACCUAAGGAAACAAUACAGGAGGAAAAAUCCCCAGAAAAGGGCCAAGCUGUGCAAGAGAAAAAAGCUCUACAGAAGGGACUGGAAGAGGCCCCAGUGCAGAAAGAUAAGGCCCAAGAGCAAGAAGAGAAGUGCUGGAGGAAGGAACAGGAUGUAGUCCUGGAGUGGCAAAAAACAACUCCCGGCAGGGAGGAGCCAGGGCCAGGUGGCAAACAGAAAGAGGCCACCCAGGCGUGGGAGGAUCCAUCUCUUGAGCAGGAGGACAGGUACUGGAGGGACAGAGAGGAAGUAUCCUUGGAACAGGAAACAUAUUGGAGGGAAAUGACCUGUGAGAGGAAGGUCUGGUUCCCUCAUGAGCUGGAUGGCCAGGGGCCCCGUCCUUGGUACCCUGAGGAGCGGGAGAGCACUUUUCUUGAUGAGGGGCCUGAUGAUGAGCAAGAAGUACCCUCCAUGGAACACACUCCCCGGAGUCCCUGGCCCUCAGACUUCAAGGCUUUCCAGGAGCCCUCAUCACAGAAGGGACUGGAGGUGGAGCGCUGGCUUGCUGAGUCACCAGUUGGGCUGCCACCAGAGGAAGACGAAAAGCUGACCCACUCCCCCUUUGAAAUCAUCUCCCCUCCAGCUUCUCCACCUGAGAUGGCUGGACAUAGGGUUCCCCUGGCCCCAGGACAAGAGAGCACAGUGCCAGAGUCUAAGCCCAUGCCACCUCUGAGGAAAGAACCUACCACCCCCUCAUGGCUGGCUGACAUCCCACCAUGGGUACCCAAGGACACAUCCCUACCCCCUGCACCUCUCUCCCCAGCUCCAGCACCCCCUAGUCCUGCUCCAGAGCCACUCACUCCUGCACCCUUCUCCUGGGGCACAGCCGAAUAUGACAGUGUGGUGGCUGCAGUGCAAGAGGGGGCAGCGGAGUUGGAAGGUGGGCCAUAUUCCCCCUUGGGGAAGGACUACCGCAAAGCUGAAGGGAAAACAGAAGAAGGUGAGGCUUCUGACAGCACCCAGUGCAGCUCAAAGAUCCCAGAGGGUGACAAAAGCCAUGCUACCAAGGAGCCAGAGCCAAUUGAGCUGGAACAGAGAGAGCCCACACCCUAUCCUGAUGAGAGGAGCUUUCAGUAUGCAGACAUCUAUGAGCAGAUGAUGCUAACUGGGCUUGGCCCAGCAUGUCCCACUAGGGAGCCUCCGCUUGGAGCAGUUGGGGAUUGGCCCCCACACAUCUCAACCAAGGAGGAGGCUGCUGGCCGAAACACAUCUGCAGAGAAGGAGCUUUCGUCUCCUGUCUCACCUAAGGGGCUCCAAUCUGACACUCCAGCCUUCAGCUAUGCAGCCCUGGCAGGACCCCCUGUGCCGCCGAGGCAGGAGCCUGAACCAGGUCCGAGAGUGGAGCCCAGCCCCACGCCACCUGCAGUGCCCCCUCGUGCUCCUGUUCCUCUGAACAAAGGCCCAAGUGCCCCUCUUAAUGAUAACACCCUGAGCUGCAGUCCCGAUAGGAGGACCCUGUCCCCCAAAGAAACAGGCCAGGGUCACUGGCAUGAUAGCACUAGUGACUCAGAGCUUGAGAAGGGGGCUCGGGAACAGCCAGAGAAACAGGCCCAGACCCCAAGUCCUCCGCACCCCAUCCCUGCAGAGUCCUCCACAUUGUGGUCUGCAACUGAAGCACACAAUAGUCCUCCCUCAGACUCACCCCCAGGUCCUGCCCGGCCUAGCCUGGACUUCCCUGCCUCGGCCUUUGGCUUCUCCUCAUUACAGCCAGCUCCCCCACAGCUGCCCUCUCCAGCUGAACCCCGCUCAGCACCUUGUGGCUCCCUUGUCUUCUCUGGGGAUCGAGCUUUGGCUCUGGCUCCAGGGCCUCCCACCAGAGUCCGGCAUGAUGAGUACCUAGAAGUGACCAAGGCUCCCAGCCUGGACUCCUCAUUGCCCCAGCUGCCAUCACCCAGCUCUCCUGGAGCCCCUCUCCUCUCCAGUCUGCCACGACCCGCCUCACCAGUCCUAUCUGAAGGCUCCUCCUCGGAAGCCACAACACCUGUGAUUUCGAGUGUGGCUGAGCGCUUCCCUCCAGGUCUGCAGGCUUCAGAACAAGGGUCUGAAGAGCUAGUUCCAGGAAUGGAAACAGCUGCUCACAGCCUCUGGAACCUCACUCCUCUGAGCCCAGCCCUUCCAGCUUCACUGGACUUGGCUUCAGCUCCAGCACCAGCUCCAGCUCCAAGCCUACCUGGAGAUGAUGGCACUCUGCCCUGUCACCUUGAGUGCUCAGGAGCUGCCACCAAGAAGCCAAGCCCCUUCCAGAGUCCCUCUGGGGACUGUGCAGCCAAUGGCCCAACCGAAACCAGCUCUAACCUCCCAGGGCCUGGCCUGGCCAAGGCUGAGAAGGAAGAAGCUAAAGCCUGCCCUGCCUGGGAACGUGGGACCUGGCCUGAGGGAGCUGAGAGGGGAGCCCGGCCUGACACACUGCUUUCCCCUGAGCAGCCACUGCGUCCUGGACGGGUCCCUGAAGGCCAACCCAGCAAUGUCUCCCCUGAGACUGAGGCUGGGCCCCAGGGGUGUCCUGCGGAGCCUCGGCCCCACCGUGGGGAACUCUCCCCAUCUUUCCUGAACCCAUCCCUGCCCCAAUCCAUGGAUGAUAGUGACCUCUCGAUUGAGGAAGCUCGGUUGGUAGCAAGAGGAGGGAGACGCAGAGCUGGAGGCCCGGGGGCAACAGGAGGCCCCUGCCCUGUGACUGAUGAGACGCCUCCAACAUCAGCUAGUGAUUCAGGCUCUUCACAGUCAGAUUCUGAUGUCCCACCAGAAACUGAGGAGUGCCCAUCCAUCACAGCUGAGGCAGCUCUUGACUCAGAUGAAGAUGGGGACUUCUUGCCUGUGGACAAGGCUGGGGGAGUCAGUGGAACUCACCAUCCCCGACCUGGCCACGACCCACCUCCUUUACCCCAGCCAGAUCCCCGGCCAUCCCCUCCCCGCCCUGAUGUAUGCAUGGCUGACCCUGAGGGGCUCAGCUCAGAGUCUGGGAGAGUAGAAAGGCUACGAGAAAAAGAAAAGGCUCAAGGGAGAUUAGGGCGCAGAGCCCCAGGCAGAGCCAAGCCAGCAUCCCCUGCACGGCGUCUAGAUCUUCGAGGGAAACGCUCACCUACCCCUGGGAAGGGGCCUGCAGAUCGAGCACCCCGGACCCCACUCCGACCCCGGAGCACUCCAAGCCAGGUCACUUCAGGAGAUGAAAAGGAUGGACACAGUCCCAUGUCCAAAGGCCUAGUCAAUGGACUCAAGGGAGGACCAACAAACUUGGGUUCCAAGGGUGGCUCUGGUGCUCCUGUGUAUGUGGAUCUUGCCUAUAUCCCGAAUCACUGCAGUGGCAAGACUGCUGACCUUGACUUCUUCCGGCGAGUUCGUGCAUCCUACUAUGUGGUCAGUGGGAAUGACCCUGCCAAUGGCGAACCAAGCCGGGCUGUACUGGAUGCACUGCUGGAGGGCAAGGCCCAAUGGGGAGAGAAUCUUCAGGUGACUCUGAUCCCUACUCAUGACACAGAAGUGACUCGUGAGUGGUACCAGCAAACUCAUGAACAGCAACAGCAACUGAAUGUCCUGGUCCUGGCUAGCAGCAGCACCGUGGUCAUGCAGGAUGAGUCCUUCCCAGCCUGCAAGAUUGAGUUCUGA
This is a messenger RNA of Elephantulus edwardii (Cape elephant shrew), 9105 nucleotides long. It is a transcript of the gene MAP1A, whose product is annotated as microtubule-associated protein 1A. Gene Ontology annotation, biological process: microtubule cytoskeleton organization; axonogenesis; regulation of microtubule depolymerization. Lineage: Eukaryota; Metazoa; Chordata; Mammalia; Macroscelidea; Macroscelididae. Gene Ontology annotation, molecular function: actin binding; microtubule binding. The record is from RefSeq and is a predicted model, not a curated record. Bases 1 to 9105 code for a protein of 3034 amino acids. The transcript is spliced from 10 exons. Gene Ontology annotation, cellular component: microtubule associated complex; cytosol; neuronal cell body.